AUCAUGGCGCAAGUUGCAAUGUCUACAGUGUCAGUAGAUGACGAGGAGUCUUCAGAGAGCAGAAUGGUGGUCACAUUCCUUAUGUCCGCCCUUGAGUCAAUGUGUAAGGAACUUGCCAAAUCGAAGGCAGAAGUAGCCUGCAUUGCUGUAUACGAGACAGAUGUGUUUGUUGUUGGCACUGAGCGAGGACGGGCCUUUGUCAACACAAGGAAAGAUUUUCAGAAGGAUUUUGUGAAAUACUGCGUUGCAGAAGGUGAAAAGGCUGCAGAGCUUCACAAGAUGAGAUCUGCCUCCCACCCAAAUAGGACGACUGUAGAUGCUGUAGAGAUCGAAACUCUCAGAAAAACAGUGGAGGAUUAUUUCUGCUUUUGCUAUGGUAAAGCCCUAGGCAAAUCCACAGUGGUACCUGUUCCAUAUGAGAAAAUGCUAAGGGACCAAUCAGCUGUUGUCGUGCAGGGCCUUCCUGAAGGAGUGGCUUUCAAACAUCCAGAAAACUAUGAUGUCACCACUCUGAAAUGGAUUUUGGAGAAUAAGGCAGGGAUUUCUUUCAUCAUUAAGAGACCUUUCCUAGAGCCAAAGAAGCAGCUAGGUGGUCGUGUCACUGACUCGGAACGUUCGAGAAUAUCAUCACCAGGCGGAAGUUGUCCCAUCAAAGUGAAAACCGAACCAACUGAAGAUUCAGGCAUUUCAUUGGAAAUGGCAGCUGUUACAGUUAAAGAGGAGUCGGAAGACCCUGACUACUACCAAUACAACGUUCAAGCAGGCCCUUCUGAAACUGGUGGUGUUGAUGAAAAACUCCCCCUUUCGAAGUCUUUUCAAGGAAGCCAUCACUCUUCGGAGGGCAAUGAAGGAACAGAGAUGGAAUUACCAGUGGAAGAUUCUACCCAGCAUGCCCCUUCAGAAACAAGUGAGGACCCUGAAGUUGAGGUGACUAUUGAAGAUGAUGAUUAUUCACCACCCAGCAAGAAACCAAAGAACCCUGAGCCAGUCAAUGAGGCGGCCAAUGCUGGAAAAAGGAAAGUGAGGGAAUUCAAUUUUGAGAAAUGGAAUGCUCGAAUUACUGAUCUCCGAAAACAGGUUGAAGAAUUGUUUGAAAGAAAAUACGCUCAAGCUAUAAAAGCCAAAGGCCCUGUGGCCAUCCCUUAUCCACUCUUCCAAUCUCAUGUGGAGGAUCUGUAUGUGGAAGGACUACCUGAAGGGAUUCCUUUCCGAAGGCCAUCUACCUAUGGAAUUCCUCGCCUUGAGAGGAUAUUGCUUGCAAAAGAGAGGAUUCGGUUUGUGAUUAAGAAACAUGAACUUUUAAAUUCAACACGAGAAGACCUACAGCUAGAAAAACCAACUUCAGGGGUGAAAGAAGAAUGGUAUGCCAGGAUCACCAAAUUAAGAAAGAUGGUGGAUCAGCUGUUCUGUAAGAAAUUUGCUGAGGCCUUGGGGAGCACUGAAGCCAAGGCUGUGCCUUACCAGAAAUUUGAGGCGCAUCCUAAUGACUUAUAUGUGGAAGGGCUCCCAGAAAACAUUCCUUUUAGAAGCCCUUCCUGGUAUGGGAUCCCAAGGCUGGAAAAAAUCAUCCAAGUGGGCAAUAGAAUUAAAUUUGUCAUCAAAAGACCAGAACUGCUGACUCACAGCACACCAGAAAUAACUCAGCCCCGAACCAAUACUCCAGUGAAAGAAGAUUGGAAUGUGCGAAUUACUAAACUUCGGAAGCAGGUUGAAGAGAUUUUUAAUUUGAAAUUUGCUCAAGCUCUUGGACUUACGGAGGCUGUCAAGGUACCUUAUCCAGUCUUUGAAUCAAAUCCUGAGUUCCUCUAUGUGGAAGGAUUGCCAGAAGGAAUCCCCUUCCGAAGUCCCACCUGGUUUGGGAUUCCACGGCUUGAAAGGAUUGUCCGUGGAAGUAAUAAGAUCAAGUUUGUUGUUAAAAAACCAGAGCUGGUUCUUUCCUAUUUACCCCCUGGAAUGGCGAGUAAAGUCAACACUAAAGCCUUGCAGAGCUCCAAGAGAGCAAGGAGCCCUGGCAGCAACUCCAAGGUGCCAGAGAUUGAAGUGACCGUGGAAGGUCCUAAUAAUAAGCCACAAACUACAGCUGUUCGAACUCCUACCCAGACUAAUGGUUCCAAUACACCCUUCAAGCCUCGAGGGAGAGAAUUUUCAUUUGAGGCCUGGAAUGCUAAAAUUACAGACCUCAAACAGAAGGUUGAAAAUCUCUUUAAUGAAAAGUGUGGAGAGGCUCUUGGCCUUAAACACCCCGUGAAGGUACCAUUUGCAUUAUUCGAAUCUUUCCCUGAAGAUUUUUAUGUUGAAGGCUUACCGGAGGGUGUGCCAUUCAGACGACCAUCAACUUUUGGCAUUCCAAGGCUGGAGAAGAUACUCAGAAAUAAAGCCAAGAUCAAGUUUAUCAUUAAAAAGCCUGAGAUGUUUGAAACUGCCAUUAAAGAAAGCACUUCCAAAAGCCCUCCAAGAGGCUCUGCAGUGUUCUCGGGCUUGAUGAAAUCUCCACAGUGUCACCCACAAAAAGGACCAAUCUGGAGGACUUCACCAUCUAUAGGGAAUCCCUCUUUGACUUCGGACCCUGCGCUGGAUCUCCUCCAUAACACUGGAAAAAUAAAUUCAGCCAAUGUCACAACCACAGCAGCAGGAGUGGAAGACCUCAACAUCAUUCAGGUCACAAUUCCAGAUGAUGAGAGUGAAAGGCUGUCAAAAGUGGAAAAGGCUCGGCAGCUGCGAGAACAAGUGAAUGACCUCUUUAGCCGCAAAUUUGGUGAAGCGAUUGGCAUGGGCUUUCCUGUGAAAGUCCCGUAUAGGAAAAUAACCAUCAAUCCUGGCUGUGUGGUCGUAGAUGGGAUGCCUCCUGGGGUUGCCUUCAAAGCCCCCAGCUACCUGGAAAUCAGCUCCAUGAGAAGGAUCUUAGAUUCAGCAGAAUUUAUCAAAUUCACUGUCAUUAGACCUUUUCCAGGACUUGUCAUUAAUAACCAGUUGGUUGAUCAAACUGAAUCGGAAGGCCCAGUAAUACAAGAAUCUGCUGAUCCAAGCCAGUUGGAGGUUCCUGUAACAGAAGUAGACAUUAAGGAAACAGAAGGAAGUUCUCAGAUCAAACAGGAACCAGACCCAACGUGGUAGACCUCUUCAUUCCUAGGCUUAAAAGUAUCAGUGGUUGAGAAGAGCUUGCCGGAACUGUUACAGCCGAAGCUGUGUAAUAUAAUUGUAUAACAGAAUUACCUUCUAUACAAACCUUUUUUUCUACUUUUAGAUAGAAAUGUCUACUUUUUCAGCAGUUCUGUGAAUUGAAUUAAAGAGCAGAGUGACUGUAGAUUUGGAAUGGCUGGUUUACUUUGGGAUAUAUUCUAAGGAUUUUGCAGCAAUGCUGGAAAAAUGACAGGGAUGAAUCUCAUCGAUAUUUUUUUUUUUUUUUUUUUUUUUACGUAAUCAGCAAAGACUUCAGAAAUGGUGUUCGUUUUCCAGCCAAGUGAAGAUCUCUCCAGCUGGACACAUCUCAGCUUUUGCAGUGACGAAAACACCUACGAUAGUUCAGUUCUUUAGUUUUUCUAUUUGAAAAAUCAUUUCAAUGAUUUUUGGUUCCCGUUUCUCCUUAACGGCUGAGUGGACAAUAGUAUAUGUAUAUUUGACUGGACUUUUUCCUACGCUAUCUAUCACGGUUCAUGUUUUUCAUAAAUAAAAAACCAUCUGGUUCACCUGACAGUUAGUAAGAGGUCAGUAUCUCAGUGUGUGGAUAACAAUGAACCCUCUUCCCAUUUUACUUAUUUUUGUCCAAAUAAAGAGUGCAUGAUGUAUCCGAAUAGUAGCACAGUUAAAAAUCAGGUAUGGAAUUUUGGGCAAGCUAAGUUUUACGCUGGAGCCUCCCUGUAGCGUGACCAGCUGCUACAGCUGGGAUUCAGUAGCAUGGGGGGGGAGGGGGGUGUCCAGCUUGGUUGGGGUCUCAUUGCUAGGAGAGCCCCACAUUAGAAUGCCAGCUCACCUGCCCUGCUCCCUUCUCCCAAAGGUGGCGGCUUUAGCAGCGUUAGAGAGAGGCUUCAGUAUUCUGUUUUAAGAGGUUUAGAAGCUAAUUACGCAUCCUCUGAUAUCUUCCCCACACUUUGUAGGAGAAACUUUAAAUGUGUUGAAAUUUCACAAACAAAAAAAAUUGUAUGAUACCAGCUCUAUGAAAAGCUAGAAAAUGUGAUGGUUUAGAGUUUUCAUUAGCUUUGCCACAAUAUUCACAAUGGAAAAUUAUAUGACAUGGUAGCAGAAUAGACCUUUUAAUGUGUUGCUUAUAUUUUACCUCAAAUUAAAUUGUAGAUAUAGGGUAAUAAAUAAAAUUCAUCCAUGCCUUUCACACACUAA
Messenger RNA from Gracilinanus agilis (Agile Gracile Mouse Opossum), 4335 nucleotides. RefSeq names its product general transcription factor IIi (gene GTF2I). Gene Ontology annotation, molecular function: DNA-binding transcription factor activity. Gene Ontology annotation, cellular component: nucleus. The coding region runs from base 4 to 3114 and encodes 1036 amino acids. Lineage: Eukaryota; Metazoa; Chordata; Mammalia; Didelphimorphia; Didelphidae. Gene Ontology annotation, biological process: transcription by RNA polymerase II. The transcript is spliced from 35 exons. The record is from RefSeq and is a predicted model, not a curated record.